Messenger RNA from Danio rerio (zebrafish), 864 nucleotides. Lineage: Eukaryota; Metazoa; Chordata; Actinopteri; Cypriniformes; Danionidae. The record is from RefSeq and is a predicted model, not a curated record.
UUAUAGUUCUGCCACUUUUGGCUACGUUCCUAUAGCCGUUUCUUGAACUUCUGGCUAUGUUCAUCUAGCCUUUUUUAUGCAUGGUGUUCUAGAGUUGAGGUGAGCUGUAAUUGUUAGUAUUACUACUAUGUUUUGUUUACAGGAAAAUUGCUUACCAAGUGGAUCAUGGGACAUGGUCUGAAAAGACUGGAUAUGAUUUUCCAGCUUUGCCACGUCAGACAAGAGGGAAUGAUUGUGGUGUUUUUGUACUCAUGUACACCCUCUCAAUGGUGUGUGGCAUUGGGUUUCAAUUCCAGGAGAUGGAUAUACCUAUCAUCCGUCAGUGGUGGUGCCUUCUACUCAUGGAACAAUUUCAAACUGAUGGGAUAUACUCGGUGGGAAAAGGUCAAAUUGGUUUCCACUAAACCCCGUUCUCAAGUGCCUGUCUUCAUUGAGAAUGAGCAGUCCCAGUCAAUCAUUUAUGACUACAUCAGAGGAAUUCUUAAUAAAACCAAAACACAGCUGACCUUCAAUGAUGAGGUGGAGUUCAUUUGUGGAUGUCUCCUCCCAGAGGCCAUAACUCAUGGCAUUUCCGAGUUACAAGGCUUGUCUUGGCAGGAGGCUGAAGAUGUCUUCCUCCAGGGCCCCAUUUAUCACGCAAGUGAAGUUGAGGAAUUUAACAGAAGAAUUGCUCGAGAAAUGAAAAAUCUCCCCAACAAGAAUCUCGAUGACUUGUAGGACCUCAUGAAAAUUUAUAAAAAAAUAAAGUUUGGUGUGAGAAAAUUACUCAGAGUACUAUCAUUUAUUCUGUGAAUAAUAAGAUAAUGUUCAUUCCCUCAACUCAAUACUAAAGAGUUUGAUAAAUCCUUAAUGAUUUAAAAACAA